GUGUCCUAUACCUGCAGUCACACGGGACCGGAUCACACUUUAAAAACACUUCCAUGCUUUUUAAUAUCUGGAAUAAAGAAUUUGAAGCUUGUCAACCUCGCGGAUGACGUAUCAGGAUGACAAACAUCAAGCGGUAUUUUGUCAACCACUUGCUCACCUUCUCCCUCCAGAAUGGAGAAGUGCAGAACGUGGAGGAGGCCCGGUCCCGCCUCCUCUUCCUGGCUGAAAGCAACAAGCUGUGGAGCCAACAGAUGCUGCUGGAUGUCGGCGCAGAUGCUGUUUAUCUGAGAGACAUACAAACAAAGGAGGAGAUAGAGAAGUACUCCUUCAACUCCAUCUUCCGAUGCGAGGCCGUUAACUCAGAGGAACUCUUCCCGUCCCUUCUGCUCCUGGUGAGCCAAAGCGUCAGUGAGAAGAAACCGGAUAUUCUCUACUUCAGCUGUGAGCCAGUGAAGGCGGAGCACAUCUGUGACAACAUUACACAGGCUGUUUCCAAAUCCAACAGGACUAAACAGACCAUUCAGGAUCCAAUCAGGUAUUCCCAGAGCGGUGCAGACAUGAUUGACCCCUAUGGCAUUCCAAAUCCACCGAUUCCACAUGCUCCCAAUCCCCCACCCACCAACCCGCCACCUUACCCUGGACCUAGAGCAAACGGAGGUCCAGAUAAAUCCUUACUCCAAGCCGAGAGAGAAGUGGGCAUCCUCAACCACUGUUUUGAUGACAUCGAGAGCUUCAUGUCCAAGCUGCAGCAGACAGCCGAGGCCGCCACAGUGCUCAAUCAGAGAAAGAAGAAGAAGAAAAGCAAAAAGAGUGCAGAAGAAGAUAUACUCACCAUAAGGGCCAGGCCUCCACCCGAGGAGGAGUUCAUCAAUAUCUUCCAGAAGUUCAGAUAUUGCUUCAGCCUGUUGGCUCGUUUAAAAUCAUCCAUAGCCAAUCCUUCAUCAGAGGAGCUUGUUCAUCAUGUGUUCAAACCUCUGGAUAUGAUGGUGAAGACCACAGGGGGACCAGCACUCGGGGCCUCCAUAUCCAGCCCCGCCCUGACCACCGCUGCUGUCUCCCUGUUAAACGACAACCUGAAUGUGGAGGAGAGGCAACUGUGGGUGUCACUCGGUCCCAACUGGACGCAUUCUCGCUCCGAGCUCAAAGGCCCCAUAGCUCCGUACACCCCCGUGUUCCUCGACGGCUGGCAGCCAGAGACGUUCAGGGCAGACGGGCAGGUUUGGGAGGAUCCGGUCGAGUCACAGCACAAACAUGAAGCCCUCCGAGUCAAACAAGAGCAGGAGCAACUGCAGCAACAGCAACAGCAGCAACAACCCCCGAUUCCGAACAGUCACAUCAAUGAUGAACCAGACAACACAGGACACGCCCCAGCACCGGAAAAAAUCUACAGCUGCAGUUACGACUUCAUCGCCAGGAACAGCACUGAGCUUUCCGUCCAACAAGGGGAGACCCUGGAGGUGCUCGAGUCAUCCAAGCGCUGGUGGAAGUGUCGCAAUCGCUUCAACCAGGUUGGCUUUGUUCCUUUCAACAUCCUGGAGCCCAUGGCCCACGUCGAGAGUCCCGUCAACACCAGGCCGCCUCAGGCUCCGCCCGCACCCCCGCUUGCCAAGACUUUCACCACGGUGCCACCGAACCCACCUGCUGCACCUCAGAACCCCACUUUCCCGCGGCCGCACAGCGUGCCCACCUAUAACCAGCACAUACCUGCGGCAGAGGACAACGACAAAGUCAUGAUGGUGAAUGAUGAGCUGCUCCAGAGGCUGACCAAUGGGAAGGCCAACAGCAGCAAGCCUCUGGUCAUCCCUCGAUCCAUGGAGACCUCCCUUCCUCUCGACUACCACUCUGCCCCAGAGGAGGUGAUGGAGUGGCUGAGAGGGAAAGGCUUCAGUGAAUCGACGGUGUCAUGUUUGGGAGUCCUAACAGGUGCUCAGCUCUUCUCCCUCAACAAGGAGGAGCUCCGCAGAGUUAUUCCACAUGAAGGCGCAAGAGUUUACAGCCAGCUGGCGGUGCAGCGAGCGCUGCUGGAGGAUGCUCGAAGGGCCACAGAGCUGGAAGCCGUCAUGGAGAAACAGAAAAUGAAGGUGGAUCUUAAAUUAGAGAGCAGCACUUUGUGAGAUGUAGUAUAAUAGAUGGACUAUAUAGUAUUAUAUAUAAACAUAUACAUACCUGGAAAAUGUGGGUGGAGAUCAUCUUGCAGCACUUCAUUUUUGGCAGUGAUGCAACUGUAUUGAAUACAGUAGGCUCUGUGCUAACUUAUAAGUUGUUGUAAAUUGUACUAUUAACUUAAUAGUAAUAUAAGACUUAUUCAACAAUGCCUCAACCAAAUGAAGGCAAGAAACGACCAAUAUGCAAUAAAGACUUUAAUGUGG
Messenger RNA from Doryrhamphus excisus (bluestripe pipefish), 2369 nucleotides. RefSeq names its product epidermal growth factor receptor kinase substrate 8-like protein 1. Gene Ontology annotation, cellular component: vesicle; plasma membrane; ruffle membrane. Gene Ontology annotation, biological process: Rho protein signal transduction; positive regulation of ruffle assembly; regulation of Rho protein signal transduction. Lineage: Eukaryota; Metazoa; Chordata; Actinopteri; Syngnathiformes; Syngnathidae. Gene Ontology annotation, molecular function: actin binding. The record is from RefSeq and is a predicted model, not a curated record.